Hipposideros armiger (great roundleaf bat) is the source of this 1501-nucleotide messenger RNA. It is a transcript of the gene GRTP1, whose product is annotated as growth hormone regulated TBC protein 1. The record is from RefSeq and is a predicted model, not a curated record. Gene Ontology annotation, biological process: regulation of GTPase activity. The transcript is spliced from 7 exons. Gene Ontology annotation, molecular function: small GTPase binding; GTPase activator activity. NCBI's taxonomy places the organism in Eukaryota, Metazoa, Chordata, Mammalia, Chiroptera, Hipposideridae.
CGCCUCCCGGCGCCCGCCGCGGAGGAAGGAUUCUAGCUACCCGGAGUCCCGGGAGGUGGAUUUGGCACCCUUACCCGGCCGCAGUCAGGGCAGCCACACAGCUUUUCUGCAUGGAGCCCGCGGAGCGUGCACAGGCGGCGCGGGACCGUGUCCCCAGGAUUGAUCCAUAUGGAUUUGAAAGACCUGAAGACUUUGAUUAUGCAGCUUAUGAAGAAUAUUUUUCCACUUACCUGGUGAUACUCACUAGAAGAGCAAUAAAAUGGUCUAAACUUCUAAAGGGAAGUAGUAGUGUUCAGAAAAGUAUGACAGUGAAGCGCUACAUCCGGAAAGGUGUUCCCCUCGAGCACCGGGCCCGCGUCUGGAUGGGGGUGAGUGGAGCCCAGGCCCAGAUGGACCGGAACCCUGGCUAUUACCACCGACUUCUCCAAGGAGAGAGGAAUGACAGCCUAGAGGAAGCCAUCAGGACAGAUCCUUAGUAUCUCUAUAAAGUUCUACUAAAAUUUCAUUCUGGAAUUAUGCAAGUUUUAGGGAAGACCAAGGGUAAUGGAAAAUUAGUAGUUAGUAGCCCAACAAUUAUAGAAUCUCAUGAUGGUGUAAAACUUGACGUGAAUUUCUGUGUCUCAUUUUUCUAAUUUCAGGGAAUGAAUUUUAUAGCGGGAUAUCUGAUUCUUAUCACGAAGAAUGAAGAAGAAUCCUUUUGGCUGUUAGAUGCUCUUGUUGGAAGAAUACUACCUGAUUACUACAGCCCUGCAAUGCUGGGUCUGAAGACGGACCAGGAGGUCCUGGGGGAGCUGGUGAGGACCAAGCUGCCGGCGGUGGCAGCCCUGAUGGAUGGGCACGGUGUCCUGUGGACUUUGGUUGUGUCACGCUGGUUUAUCUGCUUGUUUGUGGACAUCCUGCCCGUGGAGACGGUGCUUCGAAUCUGGGAUUGUUUGUUCAACGAAGGCUCAAAAAUUAUCUUCCGGGUGGCCCUGACCCUAAUUAAGCAACAUCAGGCUUUUAUUUUGGAAGCCACCAGUGUUGCAGACAUUUGUGAAAAGUUCAAGGAGAUCACCAGAGGGAGUUUUGUGACUGAAUGUCACACUUUUAUGCAGAAAAUAUUCUCAGAGCCUGGAAGCUUGUCCAUGAACACCAUCGCCAGGCUUCGAGAGAACUGCAGGGCCAAGCUACUGGCACAGGGCUGACUUGGACAUUCUCCCCUCGGCACCGACCACGAGGCUUCAUUUCCAGAGUUGACCAAUUUUUACUGCUUUCCUUUUUAGUGCUGUAAAUACUUGAUGUCUCUACAUUUUGGAGGUGAAUUUUUUAAAAGAGCAAUUUAAAAUCAUGUCAUUCUGUAACUGAGCUGCGAAGUCAUAGAUUUCUAAAAGUAUAUUUUUACCUGAGACAAUAAUAUAUAAAAUGUGAGAUGUGCGUUUGUAUUUAAUAAAGUAUGUCAACACCUGUGGGUUUGUGAUUAUCACUUGUCAGCCAACUGAAAAUUAAAAUCAGUGAACUGUUA